AUGGUUCUGUAUGUGGGCAGCAUCAGCGAUGAAGUCUACGAAGAAGUGGAUAUGUACAAAGACAGGCUAGAAAUUGUCCCAUGGCCACUGUUCCCUCGAAAAUCUAAGGCAUCCCCAGAUAGUUUGCACCUGAAUGCGAGAUCGCAUCGAGUUACUCAAGCUGCUGCAUUUACGGACUGUUGGUUGCGAUUUGCGCCCAUAUCGCAACGAGUAACGAUGAGCGAUCUGGCAGUAAUCCAAUUCCCUGCGGCACGGAUCGACAAGUCUACAGGGUUAGAAUUCUUUCCUUGCUUUUCUUUAUAAUC
Strongylus vulgaris is the source of this 305-nucleotide messenger RNA. The record is from the annotation of a GenBank genome assembly. Lineage: Eukaryota; Metazoa; Nematoda; Chromadorea; Rhabditida; Strongylidae.